Messenger RNA from Lotus japonicus, 3556 nucleotides. Its product is annotated as plasma membrane ATPase 4-like. The transcript has 15 exons. The coding region runs from base 154 to 3144 and encodes 996 amino acids. Gene Ontology annotation, molecular function: ATP hydrolysis activity; P-type proton-exporting transporter activity; ATP binding. The record is from RefSeq and is a predicted model, not a curated record. Gene Ontology annotation, biological process: regulation of intracellular pH; proton export across plasma membrane. Gene Ontology annotation, cellular component: plasma membrane. Lineage: Eukaryota; Viridiplantae; Streptophyta; Magnoliopsida; Fabales; Fabaceae.
GAGUUCAUAACAUUUCCUUCUCAACACUCCAUCCCUUUUCUUGGGAUACAGAAUUCUCAUUCAAUGCCCCUCCUCCCUUUAUAUAUUUAACACUUUCUUCUCCCUCUGUAGCAUAUUGAACUCCCUCCCCUUCUUUUGCUCCAACCUGCAGCCAUGGCUGGUGAGAAGGGAGUCAUCAACCUUGAGGAUAUCAAGAAUGAGACUGUUGAUCUGGAACGUAUUCCAAUUGAGGAAGUGUUUGAGCAGCUGAAAUGUACCAAGGAAGGUUUGUCCUCAGAGGAAGGAGCCCAAAGGAUAGAAAUAUUUGGUCCAAACAAGCUAGAAGAGAAGAAGGAAAGCAAGUUUCUCAAGUUUCUUGGGUUCAUGUGGAAUCCCCUGUCAUGGGUCAUGGAAGCUGCUGCUAUAAUGGCAAUUGCUCUUGCAAAUGGUGAUGGAAAGCCUCCAGAUUGGCAGGAUUUUGUUGGCAUUGUUUGCUUGCUUGUAAUCAACUCCACCAUCAGUUUCAUCGAAGAAAACAAUGCUGGAAAUGCUGCUGCUGCUCUCAUGGCUGGUCUUGCUCCUAAAACAAAGGUUCUUAGAGAUGGUAAAUGGAGUGAGCAAGAAGCUGCAAUUCUAGUCCCAGGAGACAUUGUAAGCAUCAAGCUAGGAGACAUUAUUCCUGCUGAUGCUCGUCUUCUUGAGGGUGAUCCCUUAAUGGUUGACCAAGCAGCUCUCACUGGAGAAUCACUUCCUGUGACUAGGCAUCCAGGACAAGAAGUCUUCUCUGGCUCAACUUGCAAACAAGGUGAAAUUGAAGCCGUUGUUAUUGCGACCGGUGUGCACACGUUCUUCGGGAAGGCGGCUCACCUGGUGGACAGUACCAACCAAGUUGGACAUUUCCAGAAGGUUCUCACAGCUAUUGGGAACUUUUGCAUUGUCUCCAUUGCAGUUGGCAUGAUUGCUGAGAUUAUAGUCAUGUACCCAAUUCAGCACCGGAAGUACAGGAACGGAAUUGACAACUUGUUGGUCCUAUUGAUUGGAGGAAUUCCCAUUGCCAUGCCUACUGUGUUGUCUGUGACAAUGGCCAUUGGUUCUCACAAGCUAGCUCAGCAAGGUGCCAUCACCAAGAGAAUGACUGCCAUAGAAGAAAUGGCUGGCAUGGAUGUCCUUUGCAGUGACAAGACAGGAACACUCACCCUUAACAAACUCACUGUUGACAAGAACUUGGUUGAGGUCUUUGCGAAAGGAGUGGACAAGGACCAUGUGAUCCUUCUUGCUGCAAGGGCUGCUAGGACUGAAAACCAGGAUGCCAUAGAUGCUGCCAUUGUUGGAAUGCUUGCUGACCCUAAAGAGGCAAGGGCUGGGAUAAGAGAGGUGCAUUUCCUUCCAUUCAAUCCUGUUGGCAAAAGAACUGCUUUGACUUACAUUGAUGCUGAUGGAAAUUGGCACCGGGCAAGCAAAGGUGCUCCUGAGCAGAUCAUGGACCUUUGUAACCUCAAGGAAGAUGCAAAGAAGAAGGUCCAUGCUAUCAUUGAAAAGUUCGCAGAAAGAGGGCUGCGCUCACUUGGUGUUGCUAGACAGGAAGUUCCUGAGAAAACAAAGGAAAGUGCUGGUGGUCCAUGGCAGUUUGUUGGAGUGUUGUCACUGUUUGAUCCCCCUAGGCAUGACAGUGCUGAAACCAUUCGCCGAGCUCUGCACCUCGGUGUAAAUGUUAAGAUGAUUACAGGUGAUCAACUUGCCAUAGCAAAGGAAACCGGUCGGAGACUCGGAAUGGGAACGAAUAUGUACCCAUCUGCUACUUUGCUUGGUCAAGACAAAGAUGCAAAUAUUGCUGCAUUACCUGUAGAUGAGUUGAUUGAGAAGGCUGAUGGAUUUGCUGGAGUUUUUCCAGAGCACAAAUAUGAAAUUGUGAAGAAGUUGCAAGAGAGGAAGCACAUUUGUGGAAUGACUGGAGAUGGUGUCAAUGAUGCUCCUGCAUUGAAGAGGGCUGAUAUUGGAAUUGCUGUUGCUGAUGCCACUGAUGCUGCAAGAGGAGCAUCUGAUAUUGUCUUGACCGAACCCGGGUUAAGUGUUAUUAUUAGUGCAGUGUUGACCAGCAGAGCUAUUUUCCAAAGAAUGAAGAACUACACGAUCUAUGCAGUAUCAAUCACUAUCCGUAUAGUGUUUGGCUUCAUGUUUAUUGCGCUGAUCUGGAAAUUCGACUUCUCUCCUUUCAUGGUUUUGAUUAUUGCCAUUCUAAAUGAUGGAACAAUCAUGACAAUUUCCAAGGACAGGGUUAAGCCAUCUCCCAUGCCUGAUAGCUGGAAACUAAAAGAAAUAUUUGCUACUGGGAUCGUACUCGGAGGUUACUUGGCACUGAUGACUGUCAUAUUCUUCUGGCUAAUGAAGGAAACUACAUUCUUCUCUGUAAGAAAUAUUUACCUUGCAUUGCAAAUAUUCUUCAUAGGCCUUACUGUCCUCAUAUUCUUUAUGUCCUUGUGUUUGUGUGUCUCAAAUGUUUUACACACUUGCCUUUUUUUAUCACUGCAGGACAAAUUUGGAGUUAGACCCCUGCAUGAAAGCCCAGAUGAAAUGAUAGCUGCUUUGUAUCUACAAGUUAGCAUAGUUAGCCAGGCUUUGAUAUUUGUUACCCGUUCGCGUAGCUGGUCCUAUGUCGAACGCCCUGGAAUGCUGUUAAUGGGAGCUUUCCUUAUUGCUCAACUGAUUGCUACAUUUAUAGCAGUAUAUGCCAACUGGGGCUUUGCAAGGAUCAAGGGAGUGGGUUGGGGCUGGGCAGGAGUCAUAUGGAUCUAUAGUGUUGUCUUCUAUGUUCCACUUGACAUACUAAAAUUCGCCAUCCGCUACAUCUUGAGUGGCAAAGCUUGGCUUAACAUGCUAGAAAACAAGACUGCCUUCACCACCAAGAAAGACUAUGGUAAAGAGGAGAGGGAAGCUCAAUGGGCUCAUGCUCAGAGGACCCUGCAUGGACUUCAACCACCAGAAACUACUGGCAUUUUCAAUGAAAAGAGUAGUUACAGAGAACUAUCUGAGAUUGCUGAGCAAGCCAAGAGAAGAGCUGAAGUUGCAAGGCUUCGCGAACUUCACACUCUUAAAGGACAUGUUGAGUCAGUGGUGAAGCUAAAAGGCUUGGACAUUGAUACCAUCCAGCAGCACUACACUGUGUGAUAAGCCACACAGCAUGAGUAUUGUAGAUAGCAAAGAGGCCACAAUGGCAUGCCUGAAAGAAAAGAUAAGACAAAGGCCUAACUACGUAAAAUGCUUAUUAGGUAGGGAGAGGGAAAUAUCCUGUGAUAUAUCUCUCCCAGAAAGUUUAUCAUUUUCAUGUAUUUCCAGUUCCCACGAGAGGGGUGUCUUGGACUUCUUUUUGCCUUGAUGCCAGGGAAUAACUAGUGUUAGUUUCAAUCCUUGCUUUUUCUUAUGCUUUUGGAUCCUUCAUCAUCCUGGUUUUUUCAGGUUUAUUGUAUUUGUAUGUCACUUUGAAGUGGCACUGUUUGAACAAUGAACUAAAAUGUUGGAAGUUUAGUGGGAGAAUAAGAGUUUAUGGAAGGCUUUUUUAAGAACUUCUUAUUAAACAUUA